This is a messenger RNA of Plasmodium malariae, 1917 nucleotides long. RefSeq names its product merozoite surface protein 3, putative. The record is from RefSeq and is a predicted model, not a curated record. The transcript has a single exon. The coding region runs from base 1 to 1917 and encodes 638 amino acids. Lineage: Eukaryota; Apicomplexa; Aconoidasida; Haemosporida; Plasmodiidae.
AUGAAUAAAAUUUUUAAUGUUACAUUUUAUGUAUUUAUUUUAAGUUUAUGUACUUGCGAAAACAUCGCAAAAUGUAUAGAAAAUACCCAAAAUUCUGAAGUUACAAGCCAGAUAAAAUAUAAUUUGAGGAAGAAUUCAUCAGUAAGUAAUAUUUAUUUACAAAAUGAGCAGAAUAAUUUGGAGUCAAAAGAGAAUGAUAUUCAAAAUGAUAAAGAAUUAGAUGGAAAUAAUAACGAAAAUAAUACAAAUGAAGAACAUAGUAAAAUCUCAAAAAGUGUAAAAAAUAUCAAUGGUAUAUAUAUUAGACAAGAUAUCUCACAAUUGACAAAAGACAGUUCAAACGGAACAAGUAUUACUCCAGAGGAAUUGGAACAGGCGAAUGUAAAAGCCCAAGAAGAUGUAUCCCCGGUAUUAGUAUCAUUAACAGAUGAAUCAGGUACAGUGACAAAUCAACCCGAAAACUCCCCUGAUUCUGGAGAUGGUAAAAGUAAAGAAAGUACUGUUGAUAGUGGUACAGGUGAUGGAGUACUUGUUCCACAAGAAAAAAAUAUUAAUCCUACAGAUGAAUUGCCGCAACAAAGUUUACAAUCUGAAACACGUGAUAAUGAUACUUUGGUAACUACUACUGAAAACCAAGACCAAAAAACAAGAACUAUUGAGGAACAAGCUUCCGACACAGAGAUAAAAGCAGGAACAACAAUCCCUGAUACAACAAGAACAGACCAAGAACCAUUAGCAGAAAAAACAGAACAAGAGCUUGGAAAAGAACCAGGAAAACCCGAAUCAUCAGAAUCAUCGGAUUCAUCAAUAGCUACAGCGUUACCGGAUCCGCCAGAACCACCAAAAGUAUCAGUAUCAUCUACUGAACAAGAAAGAGAAGAAGAACCUUUUGCAGAGAAAUCAUUGGAUGUAUCAGAAUCUCCAGCAGAAACGGAAAGGCAAAAUCUAACAUCUGGAGAUAACACUUCACAAGAAGCUCCAGCAAAAUCAGUCCUCCCUACAAAGGAAGUACAGGAAGACGAAGAAAAAAAAGAACCAUCAACAACACCUGAUGCAGUAGCAGAAUCAUUAGCAACACAAGAAACGUUAUCAGAACACACCCGCAUGUCAACCGAAAUAGGACCACCACCAUCACAACAGAAAGAUGAGAAACAACAAGGACAGCAGAAAGAGCAGAUGCAAGAACAGAAGCAAGAACAGAAGCAAGAACAGCAAGAUGUACCGCAGAAAGAACCACAUCAAGAACACCAACCCACUGAUCUUCCACCUGCUCCGGUUAAAACUCCACCACCUAGUCAGCAAGAUAAACCGACUGGUCAUGGACUAGUGAAAAUAGCAGAAGGAGUUGAAGGAAAAAAUAAAAAUCAUGGUAAUAACACCAGGAUUCCUGAAAAAACCAAAAAAGAAGAAAAUCAGAGUGCUCUUGAAAUAGUAGAUUUAACCAAAGAAGAAAGUCUUAAUGUUUUGGAUAAAGACGAAGAAGUAGCAGAAGAAAAAGAAGAAGUAGAUGAAACAGAGGAGGAAAGUAAAGAAGAUAUGGACAUAAUAGAAGAAGAUGACCUCCAGGUAAAAGAAGAACAAGACGAAGUAGAAGAAGAAGAAGAAGAAGAAGAAGUAGAUGAAGUAGAUGAAGUUGAUAUACCAACUGAAGAAGGAAAAAAACACGCCCAGGAAAACUACCACAAAACAAAUAAAAACGGUGAAGAACAGAAAAGAGUAAAGAAUAACAUUGCACUAAAUGACAAAAGUGCUCAUAAGCCACUUAUCCUUAAUUAUAAAUUUAAUGAUAACGCUGAGAAAGUAACUGAAGCAUUAGUGAAAACGAUGAUUAGUGCAGUCGGGGGAAAUACUGGGAUUAUUGACACACUCAACGAUUUAGCUGGAGAUAUAUCUCAUUUUGUUCUAAAUAAUACAUAA